AUGUUUGCCGCCGGACAUGACAACGGAAUGGUUGUUUUCAAAAUUCAAACAGAACGUCCAGCUUAUGAAAUUGAUGAUCAGAAGCCUGAAGUUCCACCUGAAAGAUCUUCUACAAGAAUUUCGAUAAAAUUAUCUGAAAAACAUGGUCAGAAAGCUGAAAAAUCGAAAAAUUCAUCAAAAUCUGCUUCAGAAGCUGAAAUUCAAGCUGAAAAAGCUGGAAAUCGUCGAAAAUAUGCUCCAGAAGCUGAGAAUGAUGAAAAAAAGCCUGAAAUUGUGACCAAAAAGGAUGGAAGAUCAAGAUCCACAUCUAUAAAAGCUCAAAAAUCUGUUGAGAAUCGUCGAAAUUCAUCUGGAAAUUUGAAAAUUUCACGAAAACCUGCUCCAGAAGCUGAAAAAGCUCGAAAACCUGUUGGAAGACCAAGAUCGAAAACUGUUAGAGCUCAAAAAUGUGCUGAAAAUGAGGCGAAGCCUGAAAUCGCUGAAGAUAGUCAAAUUUCAUCUGGAAAAGCAGAAAAUUCAUCAAAUUCUGCUCCAGCGCCUGAAAUUCAACCUAGAAAUGCUGAAAAUCCUCGCACAUCUGCUCCGGGAGCUGAAAUUAUGGUCAAAAAGGUUGGAAGACCAAGAUCGAAAUCUGUAAGAGCUCCAGAAUCUGCUCCAGAGCCUGAAAUUGCUCCAGAAGCUGGAAAUUGUGAAGUCAAACUCGAAAUAUCUGAAAAUCCACAAAAAUUGACUGAAAAUGUUGUAGAAGUGAAACUGGAAAUUGAGGAAGCGGAAUAUUCGAAUUUUGAAGUCAAAAUGGAAAUUGAGGAAAAUGAAGAAGCUGAAUAUCCGGGAAUUUUGAAAAAAGUGAGUUUUUUGAGCUGAAAAUUCGUGAUUUUCAGAUUUUUUGGGUCUAGAAAAUGUAAAAUUAUCUGAAAAUUCGAAAAUUUUAGAUUUUCAGCUCAAAAUUCAAAAUUUUUAUUUAAAAAUUUAAAAAUUUCAAAUUUUUUGGAUCUAGAAAAUGUAAAAUUAUCCGGAAAUUUAAAAAUUUCCAAAUUUUUACACAAAAAAUCAUAAAAAAUGUUCCAUCUGCUGACUAUUGACUUCAAAAAAUUCCACCAAAAAUCUUCAAUUUUUUCUAGUUCCUCUACGACGAGAAUAAUCCAUUCGUAAUCUGCUCUCGCAAUUUUGUCCCAUUAUAUCGUGGUCAACCAUUGUACAAAUGCUCAUUCUGCAGAGCAUCGUAUUCCGAAGGUUUGGAAAGCGAAUUGUGCGUGCGAUGUUUGUCAGAUAUCCAAAAUUGGCAAAAAUGUAUUGGGAUUGAGAAUUUCAACAUUAAACAAUUAAAUUCCUUUCAAUUCAAAUGUGUGAUGAUAAUUAAUUAA
Caenorhabditis angaria is the source of this 1364-nucleotide messenger RNA. The record is from the annotation of a GenBank genome assembly. Lineage: Eukaryota; Metazoa; Nematoda; Chromadorea; Rhabditida; Rhabditidae.